UGAGCAAGGACAGUCGCAUGUAAAGCAGCUGAACGUGCGGCGUUCUAUUUGAUUCCUCAAACCAGUCACUGUGGAAGUGUAAUUAUCUUCUGGAGGAGCAGACCCGAUAUGCUCCAGGAAAGACUUCGUGUUCUCGUCGUCGGCAGCGGUGGUCGAGAACACGCCUUAGCAUGGAGACUUAGCCAGUCUUCACUGGUUGACGCCGUUUACUGUGCUCCCGGAAACGGAGGCACCGCAGCAAAGGCGUCUUCCAAAAUAUCAAAUGUUGCGAUCAAGUCCGACGACUAUCCGGGCUUGGUCUCCUUCGCUCAGAGAGAGAAUGUCAAUCUCGUCGUUCCCGGGCCGGAGGCUCCCCUGGUUGAUGGGAUCCAGGGGUAUUUCCAGGCAGUUGGCAUAAGAUGCUUUGGCCCAUCAAAAGCCGCAGCCCGAAUGGAGGGCUCCAAAACUUUUUCUAAGGAUUUUAUGCAGCGUCACAAUAUCCCAACCGCUCGGUAUCAGAAUUUCAACGAUUAUAAAUCUGCAUGUGAAUAUCUAGAUUCCAUAGACCAUGAUGUUGUCAUCAAGGCUAGUGGGCUUGCAGCCGGGAAAGGAGUUAUUAUGCCCCAAAACAAGGAAGAAGCCCUGCAGGCCUUGAAAGAGAUUAUGCUCGAUCGACAGUUCGGCGAAGCAGGAGAUGAGGUUGUCAUUGAAGAAUUUUUAGAGGGAGAUGAGCUGAGCGUACUAACCUUUUCGGACGGUUAUACCAUUCGAUCUCUCCCCCCCGCCCAGGAUCACAAGAGAAUCUUUGACGGUGACCAAGGACCAAAUACGGGAGGAAUGGGAUGUUAUGCUCCUACUCGCAUCGCUUCGAAAGAAGUCAUCGCAGAAAUCGACACGACGAUCGUGAAGCCUAGUAUUGAUGGAAUGAGAAAAGAAGGUUUCCCAUUCGUUGGUAUUCUCUUUACCGGACUGAUGAUGACGAAAAAUGGACCAAAGGUCCUUGAAUACAACGUCCGUGGCGGAGACCCCGAAACCCAGACAUUACUCCCCCUUCUCAGCAAUGACACAGAUCUUGCCGAAGUAAUGGUCGCUUGUACAGAGCACUGGCUUGACGGUGUCACCAUCAAGGUCGAACCCAAAUUCGCGGCUACUGUCAUCGCAGUAGCUGAAGGUUACCCCGGGUCAUAUGCAAAAGGCCGAGAUAUCACCCUUGAUACUCCGGCAUCAGAUACACUGGUUUUCCAUGCUGGCACGACCAUGGUUGAUAACCACUUGAAAUCCUCUGGCGGCCGAGUUAUCGCUGCAACAGCAACGUCAAGUACCCUAGAAGAUGCAGUCAAGAAGGCAUAUUCCGGCAUGUCAACCAUUCAUUUCCAGGGCAUGUAUUAUCGCAAAGAUAUUGCUCACCGCGCGUUUAGAGAUUCCUCUUCCCAGAAGGAGGGGCUAACUUACGCCUCAGCCGGUGUCUCCAUAGACGCUGGAAACGAGCUGGUGAAUCGAAUCAAAACCAACGUCGCGCGGACUAAACGGCCGGGUUCCGAUGCUGUCAUUGGCGGAUUCGGUGGUGCGUUUUCACUCGCAGACUGCAAUUCCGGGUUCCACAGUGCUUCUCCUACGUUGAUCGCUGCCAUAGAUGGCGUGGGCACAAAGCUCAAGGUCGCACAUGAGAUGCAAACCCACAAUACCGUUGGCAUUGACCUGGUCGCAAUGAAUGUUAACGACUUGGUCGUGCAAGGCGCUGAGCCGCUACUAUUUUUAGAUUGCUAUAGCUGUGGGAAGCUUGACGUUGAAACCGCGGCAUCAUUCGUUUCCGGCGUUGCAGAUGGCUGUGUUGAAGCAGGGUGCGCUCUAGUCGGUGGAGAGACAGCUGAAAUGCCCGGACUCUUCGUCGAUGCCGCCUAUGACGCAGCGGGAGCUGCUCUCGGAGCCAUUGAUACAAGCAAAAAUGCCAUUUUGCCUAUUACAGAGAAGAUGAAAGCCGGUGAUGUGCUGCUGGGAUUAUCCAGUAGCGGCCCACAUUCAAACGGGUACUCCUUGAUCCGCAAGAUCGUGGACCUGUCAGGUCUAUCCUACCUGGAUCCAGCGCCAUUCGAAACGUCUGCAGCAUCUUUGGGUGCCGCCCUUCUAACACCUACCAGAAUUUAUGUUAAACCUCUUCUUUCGGCCCUUGGCUCUUUCGCCUCCGGUGCUAUCAAAGGCCUCGCGCACAUCACCGGUGGUGGCUUGGUCGAAAAUGUUCCUCGUGCGCUUCCAGACCACCUCUGCGCCGAGAUUGAUGUUACCACAUGGCCGCUACCCAGUGUUUUCAAGUGGCUCAAGAAGACGGGCAAUGUGAGUUCAGCUGAAAUGGGCAGAGCCCUCAACAACGGUAUCGGAAUGGUCAUGGUGGUAUCUGCGGAAGAGGCAGGCAAUAUCAAGAGCUACAUGGAAAAGCAGGGAGAAAAGGUGUUCGUUAUUGGAUCCCUUACCGACAAGGGCGAUAAGUCCAAGGAAGGAUGCGUGCUUAAGAACUUGGAUACAUGGGAUGAGUGACAGCGUCUUUUUGAGUGAUGAUGGUUAAGUUUUGACGAAAGUAAUGGCCGGGAUGGUUGACGAACGUCGGAGUCUGUAGCUAAAUGCCAAAAAAAAAAGGCUUGGAAAAGUUAGGAGUAACUAUUCGAGUAGUUAACAGCGGGCAUUCGCCUAUUUAGCGGAUGCAAUGCACAGAGCACUCCG
Coccidioides posadasii C735 delta SOWgp is the source of this 2694-nucleotide messenger RNA. RefSeq lists its product as uncharacterized. Lineage: Eukaryota; Fungi; Ascomycota; Eurotiomycetes; Onygenales; Onygenaceae. The record is from RefSeq and is a predicted model, not a curated record. Gene Ontology annotation, biological process: 'de novo' IMP biosynthetic process; adenine biosynthetic process. Gene Ontology annotation, molecular function: ATP binding; phosphoribosylformylglycinamidine cyclo-ligase activity; metal ion binding. Gene Ontology annotation, cellular component: cytosol.